CCCUUUCACUCGCCAUGGUACACGUUUGCCUCUGUCUUUUUAAAACCCACUGAGAAACUGAGGACACGUGCGUUUCUCGUUUCACGACAUUGUCUUUGACUGCAGGAUUUUGUACAGUAGGCGACACUAAUGAGAGUAUUUGGACCAAAUUUCACAGCUGCUGUGCGGCUGGUAAGGGUUGUGAGAUGCGACAGUAACUGCUGUAGAACCAGUCCAUACUGAUAAGAGUCGUAAACAAGUCCAAAUACAGUGCUGAAAGAAAAGGCUUAGGUCAAAUUUGACCCUGUGCGCUAAUCAACACACCGGUAGUGCUAACGUUAGCUAGCUUGCUGGCUAAUGCUAUGCAGCACAAGUGCCAUAGCCUGACCAAUUGUAAUAAAGGUUAAAACCAUUUUUUUUUGUUAGUUACAUAUUAGCAACGUCCCCCAAAAAGUGUUUGUUUAAAUAGCACCCAUCAGUAUUAGGAAUAACACAUUGCAUUUUUUGAUUCUGGAGUUUCGAAUACUUAUCUCGCGCAUCGGGAGUCUUCGUUGGAUCACGGACAGAAAUCAGCGAGGCAAGUAAAUAAUGUCAUUACUGCCUCGGAUAGUAACGUUACGCCUACUCGGCAGAGAGAGGACUUUACUCCAUGACCAGUUCAAGUGUAUUUCCGCGAAGAUGUCUUCUUCCUCUGGUAAGAGACUUCGGGUGCUGGUGGACAUGGAUGGCGUCAUUGCAGACUUCGAAGGGGGAUUCCUGAAGAAAUACCGGGCCAAGUACCCCAACGAACCGUACAUCGCCCUGGAGGACAGACGAGGAUUCUGGGUGUCGUCUCAGUAUGGGAGCUUGAGGAGUGACCUGUGUGUAAGUAGUUCCGAACUGUGCAUUCUGGCUGUGAAAACAGGAAAAAGCCAUACGAUUAAUUGUAUUCUCAUACAUUCAUUGUCUGUAUAUUGUCUGUGGUUGAAUGAGCGCUUUUCAUGUCGCUCAUUCAUUUGCAUCAGAAGUCCCCAGCAUGUUCAAAAGGUUGCUAGAGCAGCAGCUGUCAGUGCAUUGAAUUGUGUAAAUGCCAGUCACACACAGAUAUUAUUUAUAACAAAGUCCUUGUGUCUAGUUAACCCUACUCUCAUGGUGGCUCGUGACAAAAGCGCUUUCAUUUCUGCUUUAUAACGCAACCCCAGUUUCUCCAGACAGCCCUCUAUUUCCACAGUAAAGCCAUAGCAAGCAUGUACUUGAUAAAGAUGUCUCCCAUAACCCUUUUAUUGUAUAAUGAUGUCAAACAUAAAGGGAGACUGGACAGGCAGAGUAUUAAAGUAUGCCAUGCAUCUUGGUCCUCUGUGUAUGCCAUAAAUUAACACACACACACAAUCUAUAUAAGUCUGUGGAUGAUAAGCAGAGGCUAUAUUGACUGUAGGAGAAGGCCAUCAGCAUUUGGCAGUCAAAGGACUUCUUUAAAGAGCUGGAGCCCCUUCCUGGAGGAGUGCAGGCGGUCAAGGAGAUGGCUAAAAUGGAGAAGUAAGUUUUAACCGUAUAUGGUCAUUCAAACCAUAUCUGAACAAUACCAUAGUUUACGAAAUGUUCAAAAAAUAUUCACAUUCAUUUCAAAGACACUUGCCCGGUGCUGUAUUGAGUCAGCUGUUCAAAGAGAAGGAAUUGCUGUUUGUGUUCCCAAAGUGCUUUACAUUGUUUUGACCCUCACCUAGAGACUAUCUGUCAUUUAGUCAUCACCCAUAGGCUAUAUUCUAUGGGUCAUGUUAAACAAAUAGGGUGGAGAAGGCGGUGCUAGAGUUGCAUAGUAAUCAUCUCAGGAAGGGAAAUGUUAUGUCAUAGUGUGCUCUGCUGUGUUAAAAUGUAAUCAUGCUAAUAGCACAUUAGUAGACACACUUUUCUCCAAAGCGACUUAGUCAGGCAUGCAUGCAUUUUAUGUAUGGGUGAUCCCAGGAAUCGAACCCACUAUCUUGGCGUUGCAAGUGCCAUGCUCUACCAACUGAGCUACAGAGGACCACGCUGUCUUUAUAGAUGGAACCUUUGCUUUAGUGUUUCAUUUUGGCCGACCUUACGUCAACAACCAAAUAGUAGUUAACCUCAAGCAAAUGCCCUCAUCAUGAAACAAUACAUUCACAGUAACUCUGUUCCAAUACUAGCCUAUAUCCUAAUGUUAGAACAUCCCCUUUGCUUACCUUUCAAAAACGGUAUGUUGUAGAAAAUUGACAUUGAAAACAAACUAACCCAGUUGUGUUCUUCUCCGUUUUCCAGCACAGAUGUCUUUGUUUGCACCAGCCCUAUAAAACAUUAUAUACACUGCCCAUAUGAGAAGGUAAGCUCAGAGUCAAGACAGUAAUCCUGUAGGCAGAGUGGUGGUUGUGGUACCUCUUUCUAACAAUAUGUCUGGUCUUUGCGCUCUCUCUGGUGUGUGUUCAGUAUGCCUGGAUAGAGAAGCACCUGGGCUAUGAUUUCUUGGACCAGAUCAUCCUAACCAGAGACAAGACUGUGGUGACUGGGGACAUCCUCAUAGAUGACAAGCCAGACAUUCUCGGUGAGUCAAGUGUUUGUAGCAAAGCUGGAAAACUUGGUGUGUGUAAAUAUAUGUGCAUGUAUUUAUAUGAUGGUGCCAUAUGCAUGCUACUGUCAUACACAUAGGUAUAUUCAGUAGCUAGUAUUUGUCUCUAACUACUGAAUACACCUCUGUUGCAGGUGUAGAGCCUAACCCAACCUGGGAGCACAUCCUAUUCACUGCCUGCCACAACAAGCACAUACUCCCCAGCUCCAACCACCGCCGCCUGCUCUCCUGGGCAGAUGACUGGAGGAGCAUCCUGGAGGGCAAGAGGCUCUGAGCCCCCCUCAUACACACGUCAACUUCCCCUUCUCCACCCUGAUGACCUACACUGUAUUGGGGUUCAAAGGGUGAAUACCUCCACUAAUACACCACAGUCAAUCUCCAACUUGAAGUUUAGGGGUCUAUUGUACCUUAUUUUGCCAAUGUCAGAGAAAAUCCAUCUGUUUGACCACUAGGGGGCACACACAGACUGAAGCUGAAAAUGAUUGCAGUGAAAGACCAGCAACAAUAUUGAGUAGAGUAAAAGCGGAGUUUACUGUUUUGACUCACUCUUUAUAGUUGUAUAAGAAUCUAUUAUCAGUUGUUCCUUCUACAUAUUUUGUUUGUAUGUUGACCAGGACAUUGGCCUGAGGGCCAUAGAGUUUUGUUUCACAUGUACUGGAUAGGAGUGACUCCAUUUUGUAAAUGUUGUGUUACACCAUUGUGCCAACAUCGAUCAAAUUGUAGGCCAUAUAUAUUCUUUCUCAACUUAGUUUAGGUAGAUUUCUUAAGUGUUUUAAAGCAUCCACCAAUCCACAGGCACGUAUUGAGAAUGACAGAUAUGACUAGUUUGCAAGAUAUAAACUUAAUGUCUAUGGAUUUAAAACACAGAUUUAGAAAAAGUGACUAUACUUUAAUUUAUUUAAAAAAUAAUUAUAUAUCAAAUGUAUUAUAACGACAUGCUAAACCUUCCUAUUUUAUUUCAAAUUUUAACAUUACGUAUCCUAUUUGCAUUAGUCUUAUGUGUCUUAUUGUUUGAGACAAGAAAAUGGUUGACUGAAAAAAAGCUCAUUACAUAGUCCACCUUAACCUCAAAGUAUCCAACACACACUGCUGUGAAUAUGGUCGAGCUCUUCCAUCAAAACAAAUGUAUUUCUCUUCAUAAGUGUCUUUACAGGCCUUACAGUACAUUCACAAAGCAACCUAACGUAGCAGGCGUAGAAAGACACCUGAGCGGAGUCCCCACGUUGUUCAGUGGAAACGGAAGUUCGGUUGAAAAUACUGUAACACUGAAAACCAGAAACAUCCACUUUCUGCUGACUCUGCGGAGAGUGUUCACAAAGUGUUACAGUGCCUUGCAAAAGUAUU
Molecule: messenger RNA, 3883 nt
Organism: Coregonus sp. 'balchen'
Lineage: Eukaryota; Metazoa; Chordata; Actinopteri; Salmoniformes; Salmonidae
Source: the annotation of a GenBank genome assembly